CCCCCCCACGACCCAAAGAUCAGUUUUUCAGUUGCUCCCUCUGAAGAAUCGCCAAGAAGACCACUACCCACCGGAAAAUCAAGAUCGACCCAGCAAUCACAGUGCUCUUUUCUUGAUUUCUUGAUUUACCCCCACCGAUUUUCCUCCGUUUCACUUUUCAAGAACCGGCGGCGAUGAGCGACCACCCGCGGCUGAGCAACCUCCGGACCACCACCCAAAUCUUGAAGCAGGCGGCCUCCACCUUCAACUCCAACCCCGUCUCCUUCCUCUUCCUCUCCUUGCUCCUCUUCUCCUUCCGCACCCUCGUCGAGAACGGCUCCUUCCUCCUCACCUCCUACAUCGACCGCGACCCUUCUCUCAAAUCCCUCCUCUCCCGCCUCGACCUCGCCGGGAACUACCCCCACCCCCACCCCCACCAGCAGGGCCUCCGCGGCGAGCAGCCGGCCCACCUCCGCCGGCGCCACCGCCCCUUCCUCCACCUCACCCGCGUCGGCACCCUCGACGACGACUUCUUCUCCGGGGACGAUGACCCCAAUCGGUCCCUCUUUAGCCACCAUCGCAGGGAUCAGCCUAAUGGCACUCUCGUGAUCCUCUCUGUAUCCAGGCCCGGCUCGGGGUUCUCGCCCAACUUCGUGGAUAACGGCCUGCGGUAUCCGGAGAUUGUGCAUCCUGGGGUCCAAUUCAGAGUGGAUGAUCGGCUGUUUAGGUCUGAUGAGGAUGUUGGUGAGAAAGAAGAUGGUGAUGGUCAAGAGCAAGAGGAGGAGAUGAGAGGUGAGAAGGAAUUUGAUAGGAUUGUCGAUUUGCAAUUCUUUAUCAAGGGUCUAGAGCUGGGUCGCCAUGAUGCCGCCGCUUUCUUUUUCCUUGUGAGCUUCUUGUCUGCAGCUUAUGGCUGGGUGAUUCUAGGGUUUCUGGUUACGUAUUCAUGGGUUUUCGGCUCUGUGUUUGUUGCGGUGGUCAAUAAUGUUUUGGGGCGGUUUAGCUCGCUCAUUGGAGUACUGUGGCAGGGAUCGAGAUUGGGACUCAGGAGGCUUUCUGGGUUCAUUUUAAUGAGGUGGGCAGUGAGAGAUGCGUUGACUCAGAUGCUUGGUUUGUGGUAUUUUGGUGAAAUUGAGGAUCAGUACUCAUUCUUCAAACUGUUUGUGAGGUUGAAGUUGAUGCCAUUCUCAGUUAUGCUGCCGUGGACUCGGGGUUUUGAGAAGGAAAUUUCGGCAUUCUUGUUUGUAUGGUUCUUGUUUGAUACAGCUAUUGCUUUUGUAUUCGUGGUGGAUGCUUGGAUUGCCAUUGUUGAUUCGAGGAAGAGUGGGAAGGAGAUUGUUAAGGAAGGUUGUUACUUGGUAUUGACAAUGUGGAAUCAGGCUAUUCAAAUUAAGUGUUUGGAAGCGAUAGUUUGUGGGACUUUUGUGAGAUGGGCUCUGGGACGAGUUGGGGGAAAGGUGUUUGCUUCAGUUUUCCAGUCAACUAUGGAGGUAUUUUUCAUGGUGGCUUGGCUGUUCUUUUAUCUUGCAACAAGAUGUAAGGAUGCUUCAAUGGGAAGGCGUUUCGAAAUUAGAGAAUUGGAAACAGUGGUGCAGGGUCUUAGAUGAUAUCUUGUGGUAAUCAGUGGAGAACUUACUUGCAUGCUUCAGUUUCCUAUGUCCAAACUGCGGUGACUAUCUGGCAGUGCUUUGUGUACUCUGCGUUUGCCAUACAAGUGAUUGGUUUUGGUGUAUACUGGCGAUAUGUUGAUAUUCUCAAUCAAGAGGCCAAACUUACCAAUGUAUAUGACCACAAGAAUGCUGCAUUGGUAUAUUAGUUGCAAUAAUUGCUUAUACCUGUUGUGAUGGUGGGUCUCAUGGUUCUAUAUCAUGUACUUUUUCCUGGAUGGAUUUCUUGUGUGGUUGAAUUGGCAAGCAUGUUGCUUCUAUUCGAUCUUUCAAUAUUUUCACUGCAGUCCUUUGCUAGAACUGUGAAUAUAACCGAAUUGGAGACUUCACUGAUAGUGUGUUCUUGGAACAGUAUAGUAAUCUGUCAAGAUUGCCAGAAAUCUGAACAUUAUUUGCUGAAACUGUUUCGUGGUUAUUAUUCCCUCAUAUGAUACCUAAAAUCUAGACAAUUAUUGGGAUAACCUUUUUGUAGUAGGUACCUUCAUUGACAGUGGUAUAAUGCAUCUGGUGUGGUUUAGUCACAGGAAGUUCGCCAUGGCAAUUAAAUGUACUUCUGGGCAGAUCAUUAUUCACUUCAGGACAAUCGAGGGCCUGAAGAAGAUUUAUUUGGCUUUGAGGAA
Molecule: messenger RNA, 2263 nt
Organism: Syzygium oleosum
Lineage: Eukaryota; Viridiplantae; Streptophyta; Magnoliopsida; Myrtales; Myrtaceae
Exons: 1
Coding region: 174-1583 (469 amino acids)
Source: RefSeq, a predicted model, not a curated record